GACACGGCGGCCACCUCGCUCCGGGGCUCUGCGGCCACCGCGUGGCACCUGCGGGGCUGUCACCCGAUGGAAGAGCCCGGCUGGCCCUGCCCAUCCCUCCUGCCAGCGCCCCCGGCCCGGCCUCGGCUCAUCCCGGCGGGACAGAAAGGCACCGCGGGGCAGAGCUGGCCUGGCAGAUAAUUGGGCAGCCGGCGUAGAAAAUGAGCAAGGAGGGGAAGAAGGAGCAGGAAUAAUCCUGAUUUUCCUGCUUGUCCAUCAGCAUCCGGCUCGCUCCGCGCGCGCGUCUCCCACGGCAGCGCCGGGAUUGAGCAGCCAGGACAGGGAGGUGCCCACCACGCUCCAGCUGCUGCCACCUCACCCUGAGGCUCCAGCACCACCAACACCCACCACAGGGCUGAGCUGGGGCUGCCGGGGCUCUCCGUGCCCAGCCUGCGCUCCGGGAAUGCGCUGAGCGCCCGCGGCUCCGCCGGCUCCGAUUCCUGCCUGGGACAGGUCAUAACUGAGCAGCCCUUAUGACCAACAUGAGCUGGAGCUUCCUCACCCGCCUGCUAGAAGAGAUUCACAAUCACUCCACCUUCGUGGGGAAGGUCUGGCUCACCGUGCUCAUCGUCUUCCGCAUCGUGCUGACGGCCGUGGGGGGCGAGUCCAUCUACUCCGAUGAGCAGAGCAAGUUCACCUGCAACACCAAGCAGCCGGGCUGCGACAACGUCUGCUACGACGCCUUCGCGCCGCUGUCGCACGUCCGGUUCUGGGUCUUCCAGAUCAUCGUGAUCUCCACGCCCUCCGUCAUGUACCUGGGCUACGCCAUCCACAGGAUCGCCCGCUCGGCCGAGGAGGAGAAGAAGUUCAAGGGGUUCAAGAAGAAGAAGCAGUUUGCCCUCAACUGGCAGGCCGUGCGCAACAUGGAGGACGCCAUGGAGGCCGACGAGGAGGAGCCCAUGAUCUCGGACGACGUGGCCGAGCACGAGAAGGCCAAGGCCAAGCCCAAGUGCAAGGAGCAGCAGAAGCACGACGGGAGGAGGCGCAUCCAGCAGGAGGGACUGAUGAAAAUCUACGUCUUCCAGCUCCUCACCCGGGCCUCCUUCGAGGUUUGCUUUUUGAUAGGGCAGUAUUUGCUCUACGGUUUCGAGGUGGAAGCUUACUACGUCUGCAACAGGGUCCCUUGUCCCCACACCGUGGACUGCUUCGUGUCCCGGCCCACGGAGAAGACCAUCUUCCUGCUGGUGAUGUACGUGGUGAGCUGCCUGUGCCUGCUGCUGAACAUGUGCGAGAUGUUCCACCUGGGCUUCGGCACCAUCCGCGACGCCAUCCGCAACCGGAAAAUCAACAGCUUCCGGCAGCCCCCCUACAACUACGCCUACCCCAAGAACAUCUCCUGCCCUCCCGAGUACAACCUGGUUGUCAAAUCCGAGAAGUCCACCAAGAUCCCCAACAGCCUGAUGGCCCACGAGCAGAACUUGGCCAACGUGGCUCAGGAGCAGCAGUGCACCAGCCCCGACGAGAACCUGCCGGCGGAUCUGUCCACGCUGCACAAGCACCUGCGGGUGGCCCAGGAGCAGCUGGACAUCGCCUUCCAGAGCUACAGCAGCACCCAGGCCAACACGCAGCCCUCUCGGACCAGCAGCCCCGCCUCGGGGGGCACCGUGGUGGAGCAGAACAGGGCCAACACCGCCCAGGAGAAACAAGGUGCUAAACCCAAGGCCUCGCUGGAGAAAGGCAGCUCCAGCAGUAAAGAUGGGAAGACGUCCGUGUGGAUAUAACUCUGUGAGGAAGGAGAGAGGGCGGCGUGAGCGGGGUUUUUGUUUUGGUUCGUUUCUGGUUUUCGGUGUUAUCUCGCGUUUGUUUGGCAGGGCACGGUUUUUGUGUGGAAGUCAAGAGAGUAAAAGGAGUUUCGGACCAAUUUACUGCUGUCUUCCAGUUAACAAAAGACAUUUCUUCCCCUGUUUCCACUUCCUGAGUGACAGGGACCUCCAGUGAGUAACAGCAAACCCACCCCACCUCCCAGCCCCUGGCUCAGCGCCGCAGCCCCCAGCAGAGACUGGACAGUGUGCCGUGGUGGGAAGAGGAGGGAAAAGUCAGGCUGGCAGGGAUCAGCCACCCUCCUGCAUGGCAAGGCUGGAGUGCUGCAGGCCAGGCAGUGUUUAAUUACUAAACGCCCUUAACCAAAUUAAUUCCUGAUCCUUUGGUAAGAAAACCGCUGACAUGUUGCAGGGACCUUGGUGGCAGGCUCACAGCUGAUGGCCUGAUGCCAGGGGAGGCCUCGUUGGAUGCUGUGAGCCAGAGCUGGCACCCAGGUCAGGUCUGGGGUGACUGCCUCACACAGGGAGACCUAAAACCAGCACAGGGCUGAAGGUUUCAUCUUUCCUUCCUCUGCUCCAAACCCUCUGGAGCAGGAGCGAGCAGUGACAUUGCAUCCUACUCGUGCCUGUGUAGCCUUGCUACAGAUGUGAUGGGAAUUGUUGCAGUUAACAGGGUUUUUAACAAACUGCUGCUUCACAUCAUCAGAAAGUGCCUUUAUGCAACCAGGAAAACAAAAGUGUAAAGGGUUUAGGCUCCUUUACUUGCUGAAUUUUGGACGAUCAGCGUCGGCAAAUUUGUUUUUCUGAUUAAUUGAGGAAAAGCGCUGUUGGCAAAUUUGUUUUUCUGAUUAAUCAAACCCUUAUAAGUAGUGGCAGGAGGAAGAUCUAUGCAUAGUGUGUCUCUGGGGGGUGUGUGUGUGUCCAUGUGUAGAUACAGACACUCUGAACACGUGUGUGUGAACAUAGACAUAGAGAGCUAGGUGUAAAUGUAAUAUCACCCCUCUGCUCCUCUACAGCCUUCCACCUCCCCUGAGAAAACCCAGCUGCUCCAGGGCUGGGGCUGAUCUCAUCCUGGGCUUUUACCUCCAGCUCCACCUGGAACUGGGAGAGUUCCUACACUUGCUGGGGGGGCUUUGCAGAAGGUCUGGCUUCAGUGGGGACAGGGCCAGGAUGAUAAAAGGAAGGUUUUCCUGAGUUUAUGUGGAUUUUUUUUCAGCUGGGCUUGACUUUAGGGUGGUUUUCAUGCACUUACAAGCUGCUGAGCUCCAAGGCUCCUACUGUUCUUUGUCAGAGGGUAGUUUCGUGUCCCCCACAGAGAACCCAGACAGGCAGAGCCUUCAGGAUCAAACCUAUUGCAAAAGAAAUGAAUUCUCCCUGAGCACUGCACUGUCCCUGUGCCAAGCUGUUCCCUCGGGCUGUGCCAGGAUCUCUUAUCCAUGGGAUAUUCCUGACUUCUCUCUGGACAUCACUCCCAUGUCCUUGAGGUCAGUCCCUGACGGCCCUGAGGAUGCCUGUUCCCCUUUGGUCAUUCUUGGGAACAGGCAGGGAAUUUGGAUGUGCCCUUCAUUUCCUGGGAACUUCGGCUGAGCUGUGUGAUGCAUUAGAGAACAGUCCUGGAAGCAAAAAAAAAGAGUAGGAUUAAAAAGAAAGCAGAGAAACAUCCUACAAGGUAUCCAGCAGCAAAUACUCAGCUUUGUGGCUUUGUGUAUCUGGCUGGGGAACCUUCCAGGCCUGGCCUGCUCUGGUCCUGCUGAAGGCAUUGGUAAAAUGCCUGGAAUGCUGUUUGCUCUUGCAGCUUGAGAUCUUCCCCUCACAAAGGGGUAACUGGAUCCAGGAGGAGGAUCAGCACAGCAGCAGCCAGUACUGCCAUCCAUCCAUCCCCUUCUGCUGGGAAUUCUGCAGGAAAGGCUCAGAAGGGUCACACCACGGUGGUGUGGAGACAAACACAUCCCACUGCUGUGUUUGUCCUUGUCGUGUGUGGGAAUGUGCUCUCUGCUGGGCACUGCAGGAGAGGCUGGGUGCUCACAGGGCUGCUGAAACCUGGAAAAAAAUGCCUGCAGGGCCACAGCCCAGGCUGCUGGAGAGGAGAGAGGUGAUCCUGGGUGGAAAUUUGUUCCCUGGUCGCUGCAGCUGUGCAGGGCACCAGCUUGUCCCCCCCAUCAGUGGGGCUUCUCCUUCAUUCCCAGCCCUGUGUCCCAUGGGAAACUGGGUGUAUUUAAAGCUGUGAUCCCAAGGGAGGGAUGGAAACUCUAAGGAUGACCAUGGCUGGGUUCUUCUGAUUCCUUUUCCAUGAGCCACAGUCCCACAGCCCCAGAUAAACUUGUGCUUCCCACACGAUGCUGGAAGGCACCGCCCCGUGCAGGACUUGGGAUUUUGGGUUUCUCCUGCCUCCCUCAGCACCAUUCAUGGCCUGAGCACUUGCUGCUGACUCAGAUGUGCCCCUCAGCUCCUGCUGACCUGCAGAUCCCCCCCUGAGUCACCACACCAGGGAUAGGAAUGUGACUCCGUUGCUCUUGCUCCAGGAAAAACGCCUUGCCGUGGGGAAAGCCAGGGGCAGAUUUUAAGCUAAAACCCCCUCAAAACUGGUCACAGAGACCUGAUGAACCCAUUAAACCCAGUCAGUACAGCAGGGCUGCCCCUGCAUCACCCCAACAGGAGGAGAUUCCAGCUUCAGAGCAGCAGGGUGGGAAAAGACCAUGGAUCUUCUUGCCAACUUGCCACCAUCAAACGACUCCUGAAGGGUGAACCCCCUCUCUGCAACCCCGUGGAGACAUGGAGAAGUCUCAUGCCUUUAACCUCUGUGUAUUUUGGCUCUUUGGAGACUGUUUUCACCCUCCAAUGUGCUUUAAGCUGAACACUUCCAGUCUCACCAACCUUUCUGCAAGGGCUGAUUUUCCAGCGUGGUUUUCCCUGGUGUCUUUGGACCAACAGCAGCCACUUGAAAUAUUCCCAGCAGUGUGGCAGUGCUGCUCCUCGUGUCACUUUCUCUCCAUUUUUCACUCUGGUCCUCCCCAAAACCCUGCUGCUCCCCUCUCCAGAUGUGUGGUUGUACAGUCAGAAUCUUCCUGCCCUCCUUCAAACCCCCUUUUUUAUUGUCACACAGUGAGCCAAGGGGGCCCUGAGUGACCCCUGGGUCCUGCAGAGAGGGUUUGGAGCCUCUCCCCAGCUGGUGUCACCCUCACAUCUCACAUGCACACGCUGUUUUCUGCAGGGAGAGUCAAUAGCUGCAGUAUUGAUGGGUGCCAGAGCCAGGGCAGACUCUUGGGGGAUCAAUAACCCCUCACUGGGCAGGGACAUGGGGUGACCACUCCCAGCCCUGCUCAUCCCUCAGGUCUGGAGUUUUUCCCUGCAUAACAUCCCUUCCAAAUGGGAGGUGAUCCUACUUUCCCAUUUUUUUCCAAGUUUUGCCAGGAACUCAAGCACAGGGGUGUAUUCCCAGCUGGUGUCAGGGGUGCUUGGGAGGGAUGCAGAGUUGCCUGUGGGGUCCCAGCCAGCCUGGAGGACACUGCUGAUCCUCUGAGCCUGGGGAGGAGGGAUCCCAGUUCCCCCAGAUCCCAUCUGGGCCACACACAGGAGCCAGCACGGAUCAGACAGCCCUAGGAAGAGAAAAUAUUAUUACUAUUAUUAUUGCUGUUAUUUCUAUAUAUACUGAUUUGCUCGUUUUCCCCCUUCCUCCUCCACUCUGUGACCUAUAAACCCUUCAGGAUGUUGGGUUUCUCCACUGAGUCACUGCCACAGAGGUGACCAAAUGCAAUGCUGGCUCUGCAGGAAUGAUUCCUUUCCGGGCAGGAGCAGCAGUCCCUUCUUUAAUCCUGUAAUGGGGGCAGGAAAAGGAUAGAGCAGCAAAAUAUUCACAGCCACAAGCAAAAUCCCCACCACAAUAGUUCCCAACUCAACCAGCAGCUCGAGGAAAUUGAUUUAGAGGGUGGAGCAUCAGCCACAGAAGAAAUGCCAAUGGAAUAAUUAAUGCUUUGCUUUUAUUUUUGCCUUUUCUCCAGGUAGCAGUUUUGUCCACACGCAAGGCAGGUUUAGCUUUGUGGCUGAGCUAAUCACAAAUGUUGACUCUCUUGCUAAACUUGCUCAGAUAAAGCGCCCACACUUACAUUUCUCUCCUUACCAUUCAGGGCCAGGAAUGUCCCAUAAAAGCCAGAUUACCUUCGUGCUUGCAUUGCAUUCCACUGGGAAAUACUUGAACUAAACUCGAGGCCAUAACCAGUCUGUGCUGUUACAAAGUGUCUGGGAUUGGUGGGGUUUUUUUCUUGUUUUUUUUUUUUGUUUUGUUAUUUUUUUAAUGUACUAACUGUAUUUGUACUAGACAUUUUUGGAGUAUGAGGUCAAAUCUGUAUUUUUCAGUGUAAAUGUUACAUCUGGGCUGUAGUUAGAAUAUGAAACACUGGUCAAAAGGGAAAGGGACAUCAGUCCAACUCAACUGUGGCUAUUCCACAUCCAUUACUAAUAACAUGGAAUAAAACUUACAUUUUGUUACA
This is a messenger RNA of Passer domesticus (house sparrow), 6286 nucleotides long. It is a transcript of the gene GJC2, whose product is annotated as gap junction protein gamma 2. The coding region runs from base 513 to 1760 and encodes 415 amino acids. The record is from RefSeq and is a predicted model, not a curated record. Gene Ontology annotation, molecular function: gap junction channel activity. The transcript has 5 exons. NCBI's taxonomy places the organism in Eukaryota, Metazoa, Chordata, Aves, Passeriformes, Passeridae. Gene Ontology annotation, biological process: cell-cell signaling. Gene Ontology annotation, cellular component: connexin complex.